Messenger RNA from Pygocentrus nattereri (red-bellied piranha), 7357 nucleotides. It is a transcript of the gene znf609b, whose product is annotated as zinc finger protein 609b. Bases 537 to 4658 code for a protein of 1373 amino acids. The record is from RefSeq and is a predicted model, not a curated record. The transcript is spliced from 9 exons. Gene Ontology annotation, cellular component: nucleus. Gene Ontology annotation, biological process: regulation of transcription by RNA polymerase II. NCBI's taxonomy places the organism in Eukaryota, Metazoa, Chordata, Actinopteri, Characiformes, Serrasalmidae.
GCUGAAAGGGACGGAGGAGCCGAGCAGAGCCGAACCUCCGGGAGAGACUGAAAAGGACAGAAAACAUAUACAAAUGACUUAAAUUCCUCGAAAGUAAGUCCAGGGAGAAAAAGGGGGCGCGAUGUUGGAUCUAUCUCCUCGUCAGAGUCGGAAAAGCAGCGUGUGAUUCCAGCGCGAGAUCGAGGUUCGAGCUGCCAUGCAGGUUUCAGCCAACGUUUCCAUUUUUGAACGGGAUCCUAGAGCGUGAUGGCUGCGGUCCAGCGAAUUGCUGGCCUUCCCUUUCUCUAGUUGCUGGAUGUCUUGGGAGUAUCGUGUGGCUCGUGUUUUUGGGGUUUUUUUUAACGAAACGGUUCCUACCUUCAUCUAUGGAAUGUACAUAAGUGUUCCCUGGAGAGGAGUUUGCGAGCGGGGGCAAGAUGUGGGUGAUUGGGAAAUUGGUAUCGAUACGUUGAGGCUACGGUUCCCCUUUCUCCCCACACCCUGGAAGUCUGAGAAAUCAGACGUCACAGUGACAGACUCGGGGAGCUGGCACUAAAAUGUCCCUAAGUGGUGGCACUGCAGGCGGGAAAGGUGUGGACUCGAAUGCGGUGGACACUUACGACAGCGGUGAUGAGUGGGAUAUUGGUGUUGGAAAUCUGAUUAUCGACCUUGACGCUGACUUAGAGAAGGACAAACUCGAGAUGUCGGGCUCAAAGGAGGGAGGGGGAAUGGCAGCACCACCUAGCGCCGUUGCAGCGCUGCCAGACAAUAUCAAGUUUGUCAGCCCCGUCGGUGCCCCCCAAGGCAAAGAGAGCAAAUCGAAAUCUAAACGCAACAAGAAUUCUAAAGACAAUAGUACCAAAUCUCCAGCAGGAGAUGGAGCGAAAAAAGAACAUCAGGGACGAACCCAAGGGGAGGUUACUGACACAACAGGUAGUUCAGGAGGCACCGGCAACUCCACACCUGGCAAAGGUGAGAAGGGUGGGAAAGCCUCCCGUAGCGUACCAAAUAGCAAAAAGGAAAAGGAAGUAUCAGGUGGGAAAAACAAGAAGGAGAAAAGCGAAGGACCCGUCGGGGUGGUCGCUAUUGAGAAAGAGGUUGCUGCAAAUGCUCAAGCACUUGGGAACAAUACACGUAGCACCUCUUUUGACAACGCACAGAAUGCAGACAUGGCUGUGACAGAGCCGCAUGGGAAUAAUGCCCUGGAAUCUGUAGGAAUAGUGCCCUUGGCCAUUAAAUCGGAACCCGAGGAGCUGGAUAAUGGCGAGUGCCGAGCACUGAAGAAGGUAAAAAAUGAAAAGAUGGAGUCUCCGGUCUCCACCCCAGCCCCUCCCCCUCUCCACCUCGCCUCAGUGGGAAAUACUGACAUCGCCUCUCCGUGUGAACAGCUUAUGGUGCGGACACGCUCCGUGGCUGUCAACACGUCUGAUGUGGCCUUAGCCACGGAGCCAGAGUGCCUGGGGCCGUGUGAGCCAGGCACCAGCGUCAACCUGGAGGGCAUCGUGUGGCAGGAGACUGAGGACGGGAUGCUGGUGGUUAAUGUGACAUGGCGGAACAAGACGUAUGUAGGUACGCUACUGGACUGUACUCGCCAUGACUGGGCUCCCCCUAGGUUCUGUGAAUCUCCUACGAGCGACUUGGAGAUGAGGAAUGGCCGUGGCCGAGGUAAGAGAAUGCGUCCGAACAGCAACACCCCAGUCAAUGAGAACAGCAAUUCCUCUGACAAUAAGGCCAGCAACAAUAGCAAGACCAGAGCCGGAUCCAACAGCAAGGGUCGGCGUGGCAGUCAGAACUCUUCUGAGCGGAGAACCCCGCCUAAUAGCAACACGGAGGAUGUCAAAGCCAGUCCUUCAUCAGCCAGCAAGCGCAAGAACAAGCCUGCUUCUGACAUGGAGCCCAACUCAAGCUCAGAGGACACUAAAGGCAACAAGCGUAUGCGCACAAAUUCUAGCAAUGCAGUUACACCUUCCGGACUCUCUAUUCCCACCAUUAAGACUGAGUGUCUUCCUCCUCCUCUAGAUCGCAACUGCCCCUCACCAGUACUUAUUGACUGCCCAUACCCCAACUGCAACAAGAAGUACAAGCAUAUCAAUGGUCUAAAGUAUCACCAGGCUCGUGCUCAUAAUGAUGAUGACAUAAAGCUGGACAUGGACGGGGAUAGCGAGUACGGGGAGGAGUCGUCCCUCCACCCUGAACCAGGCAGCUGCAAUGGAGCCUCUGUCUCACAGAAAGGGUCUCUUUCCCCUGCACGUUCAGCCACUCCUAAAGGAAGAGGAUUUGAUGCUCAGAGCUCAUCUCCUUCCCCUGGGAAAUUCGGCUCCAAGUCUAAGAAGAAGAACGGAGAAACAGAUGUGGAAGCUUGUGGCAUCCCAAUGGAUGGCUGUGAGGAUGGGCCUUCCCUCACUGACGAUGCCAGCAAUGACGGCAUGGAGGACAAGAAGUCCAAAAAGUCCAGCAGCACAAAGGCUGAUAAGCUGUCCCAGAAGAACAUGAAGACUUCCAGACCAAUGGCGCCAGCCAUCCCCUCUCAGCAGAUGUACUCUCUACAGCAAACGCCGUUCAGCACAGGGAGCCCCAGUCAUCCUCCGUCAAUGAGCUCAAUGAUGCAAGCCAUUCCCAAGAGCCCUCAGAUAAAAGGCAUUCAGCCGAAAACGGGUGUGUCUGGAGAGUGCUCUCCCAUGAACCCUGUUCUGGGGAACCCAAAGGACAAAAAGAAAAAAGACAAGAAAAAGAAAGAGCCUGGUAAGGAUGCAGACAGCCCCAAGCCUGCAGGUAAAGGCGGGAAAGCUGAAGGGGGGAAAAGCCCCUACUCAGAGUCCUCUGAUCCUGGAACCAGAAGCGAAGGCCAUUUAAAUGGCUCUUCGGAUCUUCACCAGAGUCGUCUGGCCAGCAUCAAGGCUGAGGCUGACAAGAUCUACAGCUUUACAGACAAUGCUCCUAGCCCUUCCAUUGGAGUAGCAAGCCGUAUAGACAACACUGGACAGCCGGCCACUCCCCUCCAUGUGCAGAAUGGGGCUGAUAACUUUUCAGUGAAGACAAACAGCCCUGCAUACUCAGAUAUCUCUGAUGCUGGUGAGGAUGGUGAGGGUAAAGUGGAAGGUGUAAAGUCUAAGGCAGAAGAUCCAUCUGUAAGGGAAGGGGCAAAAAAGGCUCUGUUUCCCUCACAGGCCUCCAACAAAGAGUCACCUUAUUACACUAGCUAUGACAACUACUACUCUCCAAACUAUGCCCAUCCUAGCCCUGGCAGCGCUAGCACUGGAGGUCCAGUGCCAGAUGGCCAAGCCAUAAAGGUGAAGAAAGAGGAGGAGCAGGAAUUGAGCGAGGAGAAAAUUAAGCUAGAGGCUCAGGAGGAACGCAAAGCAGACACAGUCUCUUGUCCACCACAUCAACAGCAACAGCAGGCCUCAGUCAUCCAGCAGCGCUCUAACAUGUACAUGCAGCCUCUGUACUACAGCCAGUACUAUGUUCCUCCCUACAGUUACCCAGACCAAGUUUAUCACAACCACCUCAUGAACACUAACCCAGCCUACCGGCAGCAGUACGAAGAAAGGCAGAGGCUGAUGGCUGAACAGCACAGGGUAGCUGAGAAGAAGAGUGAUGCAAGUAUGAAGGACAGAGAAGGGUCCAUGAAGGAGGACUGGAAGCAGAAAGGUCCUGUUCCCCCAGGGCUCACAAAAGCCCCCAGUCUCUCCGACUUGGGCAAGCCACAGGUACCCGGCAAACAGAGAGAUCCGUCUUCCGAGCCAGCCAAGUCGGUCAUCAUCCCCAAAGGGGAGGAGGCUAAGCUCCAGCCCCAGCAGACUGAGGGCCUGAAGGUGAAGCUUAGUGAAGGUGGUCAUCAUGGCAAAGAGGACUCCAAAACGGGAGUGGAAUCUGCCAGGACGGGCAUGGAGCAGGCCAUGUGGUAUAGACAAUAUCCUGAGAGCCAGAGGCAGGCUGAUGAGGAGCGAGAGCGGGACCGUGAGAGGAAGAGCAAAGAUGAGAGGCCCCGCCCUAAAGAGGCUAGCUCCAAAGAAGAGAGCAAGGAGGCUGCUGACCGCUCGUCUGCCCCACUCUCCGAGGACUACCGCGGGGCGGGGAAAGACCCUCGGGCAAACACUCACAUGCCUUUCUCGUCUGCUCUGGCACAGCAACAACCGUACAUGCACUACAUGCAUGGCUACCCCUAUGGGCAAGGCUAUGACCCCAACCAUCCUGGAUACAGGGGAAUGCCUUCAGUCAUGAUGCAGAACUAUCCAGGUUCCUAUCUGCCCGCUGGUUACCCGUUCUCGCCUUACGGUGGUAAGAUGGGCGGCGGGGAGGAGGGGGAGAAAUCACGUUCCAGCCCCACAGUAAGCAGCAAGUCUGCCUCGGAGGCCAAAGCUCUGGACAUCCUUCACCAACACGCCAAUCAGUACAAGAGCAAGUCCCCUACAGUGAGCGAGAAGCCGUCCCAUGAGAGGGACAGAGGAGCAGGGGACCGCGAAAGAGAAAGGGAGCGGGAAAGGGAGCGGGAGAGAGAAAUGGAUCGGCCUCGGUCGUCCCCUUCACAGCGAAUCAUGCCAUCCCACCAUCAUCUGGGCUAUCCUCUCGUGUCUGCCCAGUAUGAUCUGUCUUAUGCCACAGGCCUGUCAUCGUCAGCUAUUGUUGCCAGUCAGCAAGCUGCAGCCCCCUCCCUCUAUCCACCAGCACGGAGGUGAGAAUGGGAGCCCUGAUUGCCUCACCUCAUCUUUACAAAUGCACAUGUGACUGGAUCACAUGGGGAAGUAUAUGGAGUUCAUUUAGACAUCAGUUGAAUGGUGUUUCUAUAUUUUUAGUUUUUGUUUUUUCUGCCGGAAUGUGUGGCAGGCCGAUGUUUUCUUAGCAUCCGUACCUCGAUACCCCACUGAGGACUGUGACACCAGGUUCAAAGCCAUCCUGCCCCGCCCUCUCUCGGCUGGACACUGAACUCUCUCAGAGAAUUUGUGAGCAAGUGAGGAGUCACUGAAAGGAGAAAAGAAGAUAGAAUAAAGAGAAUAUAGUAAAAGAUCCCCACUCAUGGAAGUGGCUGACUGCAUUGCACUCCCCACAUGCGGAGUGUGGCUGGAGAGGCAUGGACUGGUGGGUGAAAAAAAGAAGAUAAAGACUGAACAUAGUUUAUCACGUUGAAAUGGUUUCUUUUUUUUUUUUAUUCAGUGCACAUCCUAUUUGAAACGUUAACCAUCCUGUUUUUCGCAGAUGUGUUCUAGAUCCACACGUGAGCAGUGCAGGUUCUUGGUUCUUUUCUGCAUUGUCUCAUAAAUGUCUCUCCGGCAGUAGUUCCUAUUCAUCGCUGCACGCCUCACGACUGCUUUUUUUGUUUUGUUUUGCAACGUUUUCAGGAGGGUCAGCAUUGUUUUGGUUUUUUUUUUUAUUUUGUUUGUUUUUUCUUCCCCAACACAACAAAUAGGUUUGCAGUUCCAUGCAAAGGAAAUGCCAGUAUCAUUGCUCUUAAUCUCGAUUACAUGUCAUUGUUUUGGCUCAUGGAUUAGGGUGAAAUUCUGCUCAAGUAUUUAUUGAAAUAGCUGGCAGGUGGUGUUAUUGCUUUUAUUGUUGACUAGAGUGAUGCACACCAUGCUCUUUCAGUCACUUUGCUUUUGGACAGGUGCAUGCUCAGUCUUUCACAAGCGUCUACAAGCAGUGCUACUAGUAGACCAACAUGACUCUCGAUGAAUGUCCUGCAGAACAGUUCGACCUAGUGAAACAUCUCGCUCUGUUUCAGAAGUCGCAGCGUUUCAGCAGAAGCCUCAUAGGUAGCGUAUCACUGAUGGUGGGUUUUGGCUCGGUUUUUGAAGUUCUCUCAUUCUGCGGCUUGCGAGGCCAGGUGUGCUCUCUUUACCAGCUACGUUCUUCAAGUGAGUAGUUGACGUUGUCAUGAAACAUAAUGGGUACUGAGUGAUGGGGUGUUUUUAAUAGAACAGUGCGUGUGGCCUGUCUUAUGUCAUGUACCCGUUGGCUGAGUGACAUCAGAAGAGGCCCGGUAAUUUAGUUUGCUCUGCGGUUACUUGCAUGGGGCCCUCCUUUCCUGGAUACUUAUGAUGUGAUGCUCCACCGUGUUGCGAAAAAACAUAAGAGCUCAAUUUUACACAUUUUGGCUUUUGUUUUUUCCUUCUUUUUUUUUUUCCUCAUAGCCCUUCAUGGUUUUUCUCAGCAGGUAUGUGUCAUGUUGGUCAGCAUGGUGUACUAUAGCACUAGAAAUGUGACGGUGUGUCUCCUCAGGCAAAGCGAGCUUUGUUCCUACCCCUUUUUUGCUAUUGUAUUGCUGUCUUGCUCUGCACACUCAAAAUAUGGUGUCUGUAUAUGAUGUACAGAGGAAUUAUUUUAAAAAUGCGACUGGAGAACCAUCCGUGGUGUUUCAGUGCUAUUUUUUAAAGUUAUAAAAAUGAUCCUGAGAUUUUUAGUUUGUUUUAUUUUUGCUCUCCAAAUUGUCCUCUAACCUACUCACCAUAUCUCUGUAUCGAUGUCAUUGUAACACUUUUUUUUUUUUUUUUUCUUUUAUAAUGGAAAACUCAAUAGGGCCCACUCCAAACUCUGUUAGCAUUAGCAUCAGGACUCCGCCCACUAUUUAUACCCAAAAUGUCAUUGUUCAAGUUGAGGAAAAAUAAAAUUGAUCCUUAAAAUCUUCAGUCAGUUCUGUGAAAGUGCUGGAAAUGUUUGUAGGUGAUGAUUUAGGUGAACGUCUUAAGGAGCAAUCUCUUGGCUCAUGUCCUCGAUCUCAUAGGCAGUGCUUUCAUUUUCAGAAAGGAACAGCCCUCAGCAGUAGGACACCAAGGUACAUGGAACGCAGCGGGAAAUAGGUUUCAAAUUGCACCCUUGAGCUGUCAUAACAGAUCUUUUUUUGAGUUUUUGGGCCUGUUUGGGUCUUCAUCCUGAGGGUCUACAUACUCUGCACUGCGAGAACCUGAUAAGAAAAUUGGACUCUCGUUGGCUCUCAUUUCAGUUGGUUUUCUGAGAAAGAGCUUUGUUCCCGUUUUGCAGUCACGUUUGUCUGCACUGUACUCCGUAAAACCUCUACAAUGGUGCUUGACUGACAUUCUUUGAUAUCUUCGCAGUAGAAGCUGUGCACUUCAGCAUGGUUUGCAUCAUUCUUCACACUGGACUCUCACCCCCCCCCACCCCCAGACCCCAGUCAACACCUGUCUCUGUCCAAACGAGAUUUUUUCCCCCACAAAGUAUCAGUCACUGGUACUAAAGGAUGUUUACAUUUUUUAUGGUUUUGUUUAAAUAGUUCCUCGGCCGUUAAUCACUCAAUCCUCCUGCUCCCUACUGGACUGUCCUCUUGUAUGUAAAGUGUACAUUACCAUAUUUCUUUUUUAUACAAUACUGUAACUUGCCUUUGUACAUUUAGGCAAAAAAAAUAAAUCUUUUUAUGAGACAAUCA